Micropterus salmoides (largemouth bass) is the source of this 2089-nucleotide messenger RNA. It is a transcript of the gene oclna, whose product is annotated as occludin a. Bases 89 to 1567 code for a protein of 492 amino acids. Gene Ontology annotation, cellular component: cytoplasmic vesicle; bicellular tight junction; apical plasma membrane. Gene Ontology annotation, biological process: bicellular tight junction assembly. The transcript has 10 exons. The record is from RefSeq and is a predicted model, not a curated record. Lineage: Eukaryota; Metazoa; Chordata; Actinopteri; Centrarchiformes; Centrarchidae.
AAAACACCUGCGGAACGACAGCAAAAAUCUGAAUCAGCUUUAUUGCCAGGUUCAUUUCACCAAGCAGCACCCAGUGGAUCCAGCAGUAAUGUCCUCCAGGCCCAAUGGGAGUCCACCUCCCUAUGAGUCAGAUGGGGAAUAUAAAGCCCCCUCCCAACCGGCCUAUUCCUACUACCCAGACGACGAGUUCCAGCAUUUCUACCGCUGGGCGUCUCCGCCAGGCAUCAUCAAAAUCAUGUGCGUCAUGAUCCUCAUCAUGGCCGUGGGUAUAUUUGCUUGCGUUGCCUCCACGCUGGCCUGGGACUCUCAGGGAGUCAUGGAUAGCUUUGGGGCUGGCUCUGGGGGAGUCUACGGAAUGGGAUACAACAGCUUUGGUGGCGGCUCCAUGUACGGAGCUGGAAACAACUACGGCUACGGGACACUCGGAGGGAACUACAACGACCCCGCUAAGGCCAAAGGGUUUAUCAUUGCCAUGGCAGCCAUCGCCUUCAUCUUUUCCCUGGCCAUCUUCAUCAUCGUCGUGUCUCACCAGAGCCUAUCAUACAGCAGGAAGUUCUACCUGGCCGUGGUGAUCAGCUGCGCCAUCCUAGCAUUCCUAAUGCUAAUUGCCGCCAUAGUAUACUUGAUGGCAGUGAACCCCAUGGCUCAGUCCUAUGGAUCGGUCUACGGUGCCCAGAUUACAGGUCUAUGUGCACAGUACCAACAACCACAGCUUUCAGGAGUGUUCAUCAAUCAGUAUCUUUACCACUACUGUGUCGUGGAGCCACAAGAGGCCAUCGCUGCAGUGUUGGCCUUCCUGGUCGUCGUCGCUCUCAUCAUCAUGCUCGUCUUCGCGCUAAAGACUCGCCAGAAAAUCCAGGAGUUCGGCAAGAGCAACAUUUUGUGGAGGAAAGUGAAGGCCUUCGAGGAGCCUGAGCCGCCUCAAGAUGUAGAAGCGUGGGUGAACAAUGUGUCCACGGCCCCUGACGCCCUCCCAGUGUCAGACUACCCUGAGAAGCUGAGGGGCUCCAGGAGUUACCUGGAUGAUGAGAGCAACUAUGACAAACCUCCUUACAGCAUCACCCCACAGCCUUCAGUGGAAGAGAACCGGCCUUUGCAAAAUGGGACUCCCUACAGCCCAACCUCAGAUUUGUCCAGCUCGAGUGGAAAGCCCAAGAAGAGACGCGCAGCCCGGCCACGCCGCGCCGAUGGACAAGACUUCGAGACUGACUAUAACUCCUCUGGAGACGAGCUGGACGACGACGACUUUGACAGUGAAUUCCCUCCCAUAACAAAUGAGCAGGAGCGCACCAACUACAAGCGUGAAUUUGACCGCGAGCACCAGGAGUACAAGGACAUGCAGGCGGAGCUGGACACCAUCAACAAGAACCUGUCAGAUGUGGACAGAGAGCUGGAUGAACUGCAGGAGGGCAGCCCGGAGUACCUGGAUGCUUUGGAUGAGUACAACAGGAUAAAGGACAUGAAAAAGACUUCAGAUUAUCAGAUGAAGAAGCGCAGGUGUAAAUAUCUGAAGAACAAGCUGAACCACAUCAAGAAGAGGGUCAGCGACUAUGACCGCAAGGCCUGAACAACUCAAUGAGGAUAUUACGCCUGUCCAAAUACGUCUCAGAAAGGACUCAAUCUGGUUUGCCGCUGUUUUUUUGGGGGGGGGGGUGACAGCUGGUAGCUUGUGAAACAUUGCAAAAGUUGUUUGUCCCUAUAGGCUGUCUUGUAUUAUGCCACUGUUUAUAUUGUGUUUGUCACCUGCCGUAGAUACUGUUAUGUGUAUAUAUUUUGCCUACUGUGAUCUGAAAUUGUCCAGCAGCCACUAGAUUGUAAAGUGAAUUUACAUUUAUACACAACCCCAUUUUGUUUUUAAAUAGCUCUUUUUACUGUCUUUAAUUCUAAUUUUUAUCAUGUAAAUACAAUAUGUGGGGAAACAGAUGUUUUUAGCAGUUUGUGUAAGUAAGUUCACAUGUGUUUCUUUACUCAGGGUUGAACAAACGGACACUUUCAAAUGAUUAUGCGUGUUUAAUGCAUAGUGAUGUACCUUUUACAGUGACUUGUUAUACCUUUUUUUUUAUUAUAAUAAAUUCCUUUUAAUAGACAA